Penicillium antarcticum is the source of this 2490-nucleotide messenger RNA. RefSeq lists its product as uncharacterized. The transcript has 3 exons. The coding region runs from base 1 to 2490 and encodes 829 amino acids. The record is from RefSeq and is a predicted model, not a curated record. Lineage: Eukaryota; Fungi; Ascomycota; Eurotiomycetes; Eurotiales; Aspergillaceae. Gene Ontology annotation, molecular function: RNA binding. Gene Ontology annotation, cellular component: mitochondrial inner membrane.
AUGAGACAGGCACCCUUCACAAGAGUUCCCUUGGCGGCUUGCUCUCUACGCUCCCAUAUCAAUGCCAAUGCAUUUGGCCGAGGGUGGAGACCUCCGCUUGGGGGACAUUCUACGAUACGAUACACUUCUUCUAUCCAGUCAGGACAUAUUUCACUAGCAGACAACCAAGGGAUAAUCUAUGUCAAUAAUAUCUUUCCACACCGGUUACAAUGGCUCCUGCGGGGCCCCCUCAGUCACGUUCAGCCCCUCGAGGGCAUUUUGAGAAAGAUCGACAAGCCCGGAGUGGCAGCGUCUGAUCCACUUCGAAUCGUCCAAAGGGCAUUGCCUAAAGACUUGGAUCUGGAGAUCAAAGAGGUCGUCACGAGGUAUAAAGAAGGCGGUGCAUUCCUGAAAUAUGCGCGCAAGCCAGGCAUGGAUGACAAGUCUAUUCAACAUGCAGUCAAGGAGCAUCUACAAAAAAAUCCUAUCAAUCCCUGGUUCAACCCAUUCCAGGUGGUGGACGCGGACCUCGUGCGUGGAAUACCGUGGAUCGAAGACCUUUAUCGAAUUCCAAGCCAGACCAUCAAGGUGGAAUUCUUGUCUACCUCUCCCGAUAGCUCAGCUGCUGAGCUUACUCAAGAAGCUUUGUACUCGCUGUUUCGCCCAUAUGGAAAGCUCCUGGAUAUCCAACCCCAACCCUCUGACUCCAAAGUGGAACCUCGGUAUGCGACUCUGCGAUUUGAACGACCUCGAUAUUCCGUCAUGGCAAGAAAUUGUAUGCAUGGCUUUAUUGUUUCUGAGGAAGCUGGUGGUGGUAAAUCCGGAACAAGGUUCAAGAUCAACUACGAACGCAAGAUCAAGCUGUCUAUGAUCAAGGACUGGAUUUUGAACCACCCAAGAAUAGUUAUUCCCGCUUUGGCUGCCUUGAUUGCCACCAUCACAGUCAUUAUCUUUGAUCCGAUUCGCACAUUCUUCAUCGAGCUCAAAAUUAAGUCGACACUACAACAUGAAGAGAACCCGAUCUUGCAAUGGGUUCGCGCGCAAGUCAGCAAAACCAACAUGUUUUCCUUUGGCAAGAGCAAAUCAGACCCGCGUGGCCUGGCAGCUAUUUGGGAGGACCGACAAAAGGACAUAUCGCAGCUGCAAGCCUGGCUAACCGAGACUGCGGAAACAUUCAUCGUCAUUCAUGGGCCACGGGGCUCAGGUAAACGUGAGCUGGUCUUGGAACAAGCGCUGAAAGAGCACAAAUACAAGGUCGUCGUUGACUGCAAGCAAAUCCAAGAUGCUCGAGGUGACACGGCUAAGAUCUCACGAGCGGCGGCCCAAGUCGGCUACCGGCCAAUCUUCUCCUGGAUGAACAGCCUAAGUAGCCUGAUUGACUUGGCCGCACAAGGAAUGAUUGGUACCAAGGCUGGAUUCUCCGAGACACUCGAUGCGCAGCUGAGCAAGAUCUGGCAGAACACCGCUGUUGCUAUGAGGCGGGUUGCUUUGGAAGGAAGACGCAAGGAGGAUAAAGAUUUCAACAUGUCCGAGGAUGAAUACCUGGAGGCCCAUCCGGAGAAGCGACCUGUUGUCGUCAUUGAUAACUUUGUGUAUGAUGCAGAGGACAGUGUUGUGCUUGACAAGAUGACGCAGUGGGCGGCUGGUCUGACCUCGGCAAAUAUUGCACAUGUUGUCUUUUUGACAACUGAUUCCUCCUUUGCGAAGCCUCUGAGCAAAGCUCUCCCUAAUCAAGUUUUCCGCACAAUUGGUCUGGGGGACUGCUCACUCGAUGUUGGCCGUCGUUUCGUUCUAAGUCAUCUGGAUGCAGUGGGAGGCGAAGGUGACAAGGAGCAAGAUGCGAGACGUAAGGAAACACUACAUGGCUUGGACUCUUGCAUCAAGGUACUUGGCGGUCGAGUCACUGACCUUGAGUUCAUGGCUCAUCGGAUUGAAGCUGGAGAGACACCCGAAGCUGCUGUGAACCGUAUCAUUGAGCAGUCAUCAUCGGAAAUUCUGAAAAUCUUCAUCCUGGGUACAGACUCGAUGACACCUCAAUGGACUCGUGAACAAGCGUGGCAUCUGAUCAAGUCUCUGGCAAGCUCCAAGGAUGGCACUCUACUGUACAACAAAGUCCUUCUUUCCGAUCUAUUCAAAGAUAAUGGAGAGGCCACUCUACACGCUCUAGAGCAAUUAGAGCUCAUCUCUGUGGGCACUGACAUGGGGUUCCCAAGAUACAUCAAGCCCGGAAAGCCCGUAUAUCGCGCUGCUUUCCAGCGCCUAGUCGCAAACAAGACUCUCCAAGGUCGUCUUGAUAUGUUGAUUCUCGCACAACUUAUGAGCAACGAGAACUCGAGUAUCAGCAAGUAUGAGCAGGAACUACAGGUUCUCGGCUCUUUGCCGAAGUAUCCAUGGGAACUCACUUCUAGGAUCGAAUGGCUUCUACGCAAGGUCCAUGGAUCGCAGGCUAAAAUUCGGAAGUAUGAGAGCGAGAGCGCGGCUCUCUCGAAGAUCCUGCAGAAUGAGAACUGA